AUGUCGCACAUGUCGGGGGGGAGGCGGGCCGUAUGGCUGCUGGCGCUGUUGAUCAUGGGGAUGGCGAUGGCAGGGGCGGGAGCUGGUCAUGAUGGCGGAAACGAAGGAGAUGCGCAGAGUGAGGUCAGGAGGCGGAUGCAAGAAGCUGAUCAUGCUCCGCGGGAGAAUCCUGGGAGGAAAGAAAGUGAUGUGAGGAUAGGCUCGACUGUGGCUGAUGGACGCAAGAACGAGCCAUUGACUUCGCCUGUAAGGAGGAGAAGCUAUGCGAUGCGCCUGCUCCUCUUGCCGAGAGACGUGAUGGCCUUUUUGGAUUUGAAAGCCCCUGACAUGCCCAUAAGGGAGGGCUGCAUGGUGUUGAAGGAGUCAAGGGACCCUCAAGCUGGGCGCUGGAGGGGGAUAAGCGUCGUGCUUGUCUACUUCGCGUUCCUCCCUGAGCUGCUGCAUCCCAUCGAGAACAUGUUGAGGUUCCCCCUCGCGGUGUUCUCGCUGUGGUUCUUCGCAUGCCGGUACUGGAUGUGA
This is a messenger RNA of Guillardia theta CCMP2712, 519 nucleotides long. RefSeq lists its product as hypothetical. The record is from RefSeq and is a predicted model, not a curated record. NCBI's taxonomy places the organism in Eukaryota, Cryptophyceae, Pyrenomonadales, Geminigeraceae. The transcript has 5 exons. Bases 1 to 519 code for a protein of 172 amino acids.